AUAGUGCUUUGUGUGUUGUGAGAAAAAGACUCGUAGUUUUGCGUUGUUAACGAUUUAUCAACGCAAAACUACGAGUCUUUAUAUCUCGAUGAGAUAGGACUCAUUUCUUGUAGUUGUAUUGUGAAAUUGAACGAAACAGGAGUUUUAACCUUAAAUAUGUCCAUGUCAAGAAAAAAGUGUUGUGUUCCCGGUUGUCUGGACUCAGGAAAUACACAUCAGACUCUGCAUUUGUUCCCGGAUCCAACAAACGAUAAAGAGCGAUUUAAUAAUUGGAUUUAUUCCAUUGGAGGUGACAUUAUUGGUUUGGAUGAUCAAGAUAUAUAUAAACAUCGCAGUGUAUGCCAUGCACACUUUGAAGAAAAGUUUUGUUCUCGAUUUAAUAGAAUCAGCAAUGUUGCAGUGCCAACAUUAAAUUUGCCAGGACCUUUGGCCAUCCCAAAAUUUACAUUACUCGAAAGAAGGCCAAUGAGACAAUUACAAAAUUAUUCGACACCUCCAUUAAUAUCGACAGAUGUGAUGCUAACAAUUGCGUCCACACCUGUACCAUCUACCUCAACAUCCUCAGCAGAUCCUGUCAUCAUUCCACAGCCAACAUUGAAAGUUGUAACAAAAUCUGAUACUGUAUCCAUCAAAAAGCAAAUUGUUAAAAUGAGUAAGAAAUACGUCACGCCUGAAGAACAUAAGUUACAGCAGAAGUUAAAACAAUUACGGAUAAAAGUUAGCAAAUGCCGCAACACAAUAAAAAGGCAAUCUCUUAGUCUAAAAGCGGCCAAAACUAUUACAUCUAACCCAGUACUUUUGGCAACACUAGAAAAAAUGCCUUACCCUUCAAAGAUAUUGACAAUGAUGCAGUUCAAAGAAGCUGGAAAGAAGAGUAAAGGGAGGCGAUUUAAUUUACAAGAGAAAAUCCUAGCAUUGUCUAUAUUUGAACAGACACCUAAGGGAUACAGAUUUUUAAGAAAAAAUUUCAUCUUACCAGCACCCCAAACCUUAAAAAUAUUAAUAAAUCAAGCAGAUAUAAAACCAGGCAUCAAUAAAAAAAUUUUUGUGCAAUUAAAAAGAGUUGCCGAAAAAAUGAAACCUGAAGAGAGGCUAUGCACUUUGAUAUUUGAUGAGAUGUUUUUGAAGGCAAACCUAAGUUACAACGAAAGAAAAGACAAAGUAAUUGGCUUUGUUACAGAUGGUAAAAGUACAAAGCCGACAUUUGCUGAUCAUGCUCAGCAGGAAAAUGCAAUUAAAGAAGGAACCAGUACAGAAAAUAAUGUCACAGUUAUAGAUAACCCAUAUUCUGAAAGAGUUCCACUAAUGACGGUGCCUAUCAAUAAAGAAGACACCAAUGCUAUAGAGGAAGAACCACAGAAUGCAGAAAAGGGAUAUGACUGCGAUAAACUUCAGUCAGUAUUACCUGAUAAAAUUGCGGACGACCAAACAGAUUUACCAUUUAAAACCUGCGCAGAAAUUAAUCAAAAUACGUACUGUGAACAGGAGAAUUUUGUAGUCAUAGAAGAUAUCUCAGUUACCAUCUUAGGUAGCUCAUCCUAUCACAAUCAAAACAAAAGAGAUUUACUAAUGAACACUUUCAAUGAAGAAAACGCCUACAAUGCAGAAGAAUCGGAGAGUGGUGAACUUCAUCCUACAUUUACCGAAAUAAUUGCGGAUAAAGAAAUGGAUUUAAUUAGGAAAUCUUUAGAAGAAGACGAUAUCGACAAAGAUAAAAGUAUUACCAUGAAUAUUACAGAUAAUAAGCAGGUUCAAGAAAAUAAAAAAUCGAAAAGGUGCAAACUGAAGAAAAGUUAUGUGGAUUUUCUUUCUGAUGAGGAAGAUUUUGUAUGGGACUCCUCUUCUUGGAAAGAGACUGGCGAUGAAUCUAGUGAAAUUGAUGUACCGGAAAAGAAAAAGAAAAAAAGAGCUCAGAAUAUGGAAUAG
Messenger RNA from Hyposmocoma kahamanoa, 1926 nucleotides. RefSeq lists its product as uncharacterized. The record is from RefSeq and is a predicted model, not a curated record. Lineage: Eukaryota; Metazoa; Arthropoda; Insecta; Lepidoptera; Cosmopterigidae. The transcript has 8 exons. The coding region runs from base 157 to 1926 and encodes 589 amino acids.